AUGAGUGCCGCAAUCGCCAUGGCGCCGUCUCCAGCACCGCAUGAGAGACCUUCGUUUCCCGCCGCCGAGGUAGUUACUGCUACUGAAACGUCUGGCAGCAGUAAUAAAGCUACUGGUUCAGUGUCUCCAUCCACCCUCAGAACGCCGGCUGCCCUUUCAGGACCAACUAGCAAGAGCGCGAGCGCCGGACCUCAGAAAAAUGGCGAUAGUAGCAGUCCCAGGGGAAAUGGAGCAUCAUCAGGCCCCAAGUCUUCGCCAACUGGCCCAAACCGAAACGAAAUCGGCCGGCCCAAGGUUAUUGUUAAGCAGGAGCCUGGAUCUCCCACAAUGCCCAACAUGAAGCCCCGACCGCGGCGUCUGGACCUGUCAAAGAAUACCCUUUCCACAAAUAAUAACCCAGCAUCAGCCGUUCCCAUGUCAGCCCGCGACAGCUUGGGCAUCCAAGAAGUUGGCAUUGCUUGUCUAUCCCCCGGAUUCGUCACACAAGAUCCAGUAAUGAAGGAGCAACUGCAAAGAAGCAUGUCUGUGCGAGAACAGCAGCGCAGCAUUAUCGAACAGAGGUUACAACAGCAAUCUGCAAAGGGCGAUGGCCCUGGUGAUAAAGACAGAGACUCACUUUCGGGCUUUGCCGCCAAGACACCAGGCAUGUCUCGCAGAGGCAAGGCGCCACCCGGUCUCUCCAUUGUGGCACCAUCUCACGAGCAAUUUGCCAACGAGCGAGUAAUUCAGUCGGCACCACUUGGUCGCAGCUUCACAGGCCAGCAACAUCCUGUGCCAAUGUCACGCCAUGUCGCCAACCAUCCUUCGCACUUAUCCAGCACCUCACAUAUUCACCAUGUUCCGGCUAAUCAGACUAAUAACCGUCUGCCUCCUAUCAGCGACGUAUUUGGACACAGCGCAACAGCGCAUCCCGACAACGCGCCUCCAGCCUUUCAACGAGGAGCACCUCUAGCCUCCCCAAGUCUACAUUCAGCUCAUCAACAGCCGCCUACAUCUGGUCGACCAAGGGAGUACAAGUCCGCUGAAGAGGCCCAACAUGAACUUGCUGGCGGAAGACCAGAGUUGCUACCCAAAAUUGUUCACUAUGGUGGCCACCAACCGCCGACCCCUCCCUCUCCCGCGCCGGGAAGUCGGCAGGCUGAUGGCGGCAGUCGAACGGCCAGUAAACGACGCACCCGGGCCGAGUACGAGGAUGGCGGAAGUCCUCCCCUGGGAUAUGGUCCAUCUGCCACCAGACGCGGGCCAUUUGGCGAGGGCAGAGACAGCCCCGAAACCCAACGCGCAAAGAAGGACGAAUUCCUUCGCCUCUGUUCCAGAGCAUGGGAUUUGUUUCACUCAUAG
Molecule: messenger RNA, 1341 nt
Organism: Pochonia chlamydosporia 170
Lineage: Eukaryota; Fungi; Ascomycota; Sordariomycetes; Hypocreales; Clavicipitaceae
Exons: 2
Coding region: 1-1341 (446 amino acids)
Source: RefSeq, a predicted model, not a curated record